AAGUGUUGCCCCCCUGGCAGGGCUUUACGAAGACGCGAAAUAGAUUUAAUUCCGACGUAAUCAGUUGAAUUUCCGGAGAUCGAGCGUGACGGCGCUACAUCGAGACACGAUGGUUUGAGAGGCCGAGGAAGUGUCAGGGCGCCCCGCCGAUCUGCGACGAUGAGUUGACGCUGACCGAAUGUCGUAGGAAAACAAAGAAUGGACGUCGCGGACGCCGAGGGGCCCCUGGACCCCCGCAUUCAGGUAGAACUGGAAAACUUGAACAAUGCAACCGAUGAAAUAAAUAAACUGGAGAUCGAACUGGAUGAAGCACAUACUGCCUUUAAGCAGUUACUAUCUGACUCGACGAGGAGAUUGAAAGAAAUAGCAAAUAAAUUAGGAGGGGGCUGCAUCGAGAAGGCGAGAUGUUAUUAUGAAGCAAUGGAGGUUGCCCGCCAAGCAAGGAUACAAUGCCAACGCCAAGCUCAAUUAUACCAGCGAGCAAGUGAAAUUCAUGCCGCUGCUAAGGAGACGGUGGCUCUGGCCGAGGCCAGAUUUCUAUCGCAUCAGCACGAGUGGAAUUUUGACCAGGCAUGGCAAGACAUGCUGAAUCACGCUACUAUAAAAGUAAUGGAUGCAGAAAAUCAAAAGGCUGAAUGUGGCAGAGAGCAUCAGCGAAGGGCCUCACUGUUUCACGAUGCCGAUGUGAAGGCACAGCAGCUGGAGGAAAAGCACCAUAGAGCAAUUAUCAAGGCUAAACCUUACUUCGAAGUACGAGCCCAGUGUGAUCAGAUGUUAGCGAUGCAAAAGGAAAGAGUCGAGUGCCUACAGAAGGGAGUAAGAGACGCAAAACAGGCCUACGCUGCGAGCCUUCGUGCCUUGGAAGAAAUUAGUAAUCAAAUACACGAGCGAAGGAGAGAUUACGACAUGGUAGUCAGCGGUCCUAGGGAGCCCGGAGUUGGUGCCGAACUAAUCAGUUCUGCUGAUAGUUUGAAUUACGACGCCGAACUGAAUAAGGUCAACGUCAGUAGAAUAAAUUCCUUAGCAAGCAGUGAACCUGACACCGACGACAGAGCACAAGACUUCGAAGACGUUUUGGAGCUGAAACAACGAAUGGAUCAGCUCGGUAGCCGUUCCGUCGACGGCAGCGAAUCUACCUCCAGUCAGUGGGAAUUAGAAUUGCAAGCUAGCAUGGAGAAAUUGAACAAUAUUCCCCUGAGAAAGUCCAAUUUCGAAGCGAAUAAAGACUGUCGUGAUUCGAAAUUGGAGAGCUCUACACCGCAGAGUAUUUCUCCUCUGGAGACGCACGUUAAGGAUCUUCCGGAAGCCAGUAGGAACGAGUCCAACAGAUCCAGGACAGAUUUUAAAUCUCUGAAAAGGAGCUUCGCACGUGGGGUGACGUUGCCCCAUUAUCAAGGCUGGCAGUCCCUGACGCAAAGUCCCAUAAACUCCAUUCUAAGCAGGUCUAAGAUCGCCCUAAAAAAUAGCAUAUCCAAGUCUCUGACUAACAGCCCUGUAAAUCUAGGAAACUUCAGUUUUGGGGAGACGUUGAAAACUACCAAUGCAAAAGCAAAGCCAAGUAUCGUUGAGACAACCAAAUCAAAUGCUGAUGAUAAAAUGGGAUCAGAGGUGGAGGAAUCUCGAGGGCAUCGCAACAGACUGGAGAAUAAAUCUAACCAGAAUCGCGAAGAUUCGAAUGAGAAUUUUGAAACUGUGCUGGAAACGAAAAAUUCUUCCGAAAUCAUAGUCCCUGCUGACCAAAUCUUGAACCUAGAAAGCCUCGAAAAGAGCUUGAAUUCAGAUGCAGAUAACGAUAAGAAUUGCGUGAGUGGAUCAAACCGAUUGCGAUUACAGCACAAGUCGGAUUCACGUGGUUUUAAUGAUACGGGGGAUUUUGAAAAUAAGACUUUCUUGUCGCGCAGCGUUAACGUCACGCCAACGAGGUCGAGGACUCUGGUGGAGUUGAAGAAAUCGUCGAAGUCGUUCGAUAACGGGGAUACUGACGGUGAUAGGGAAUCGAUUAUGGCCGAUCGGCAGGUGCGGUCUGCGAAGGAGUUGCCUUUGCUCUCGAUUUUUGAAUGCUCAGUCUCGUCGAAGACCGUGAUGAGCAAAAGCUGCAGCAUGGUUAAUCUGGCUGAGAAAAGGAAUCUAAUGGCGCUUUUGGAUAGUUCAAAGUUGGGGAACAUUCACGCGGUCAGCGUCGAAAGACUGGCUAACGCUCGACAUAAUUUGGUUGGGGAGAGUUCUGAGCCACGAAACGAAUACCCAAAAAAAUGAAUGCUGAUGAUUGCAUGAUGCCACAUAAAUUGUGAUACAUGCAGAAAGUUGAGGAUCGGCACCGUAAUGAUUUUAUAUGUUAAUGCUGCCUGAUGUUCCGAAGCUUCGAAACAUUGAUUUCUUCUUUCGCGGUGCAUAAGGAAUCAUGACGCGCUGAUCUUCAACUCUGCUGACUUAAGAGUGGCGAGUACGAACAAUUUAAUUAUAAGGGUGCCAAAACGAAAGUACAGACCUAACACUGCAUAUUAUACGUGCAUAAUUGAUACUAACUGAUCGAAUUAAAGAGGAAAUGUUCAGAAUAUUCCUGUCGAAAGGUAACAGAGUGCCCCACUUCGGAAGAGAAGGAAAUGUAACGAACAUGAUCUUUUUUUUAAUGAUAUUAUUUUGCAACACGAAGACUCAAAUCCAUCGAUACUGAUUCUGGAAAAUCAAAUGAUAUUCUUCGUUAAGUUUAUAUUUGGUGCACUAGAGAUUAACGUUACCGUACAAAUCAUGGCACUGAAAAAUCUCGAGCGCGUUAGGGAUGAAUUUUUUAACUCGCAUUUUAUACGCCUUGGAUAAGGAUUAGUUAAUAAAUUCGUUGUUCCUGGAUGUCGAUCCUAGAAGCAGGAUUGCUUUCGAAGGUAGCUGACGCACAAAAUCGCGUACGUAAUUUAUAGAAACUAAAAGAUGAAGAUGCCACGCAUUAAUCAUUGUUUGAACGCGUUUGAUAAGGCGCUCGUAAAUAUUAAUUCGUCGACCUAGGUCGCAGUCGCUCAAUCUGAAGUUUUCCUAACUAAAGGCGAAGUGGAUAUUCUUAAUCGUAAACGAACUCCGAGGCAAUGAAUUAAUGUUAUGUUAAUUAAGUGGGACCUUUUAGUGCCAUGCGGAUUUUCUACUAACAUGUAACAAAUUAGAGAGGAGCCUGCAACGAGGCCAGGCAAAUGUAAUUAGAGAUCACGACAAAGCGAUAAUUUGUACAUAUGUAAUAGCUAUGUCACGGAGGCAUUUAUAUAGCACAUAAAGUCAUACGAAUGCCUUCGUGAAUUGGCACGCACUCAAUCGAUUCAUUCAUUGGCAUCUACCCGGUCCGUUAACUCAAUUAUUUUAAUGACACGGAUUUUGAAACAAUUAUUAUAAAUCUUCUAUUUCACGUCUCACUAGGCUAAAAUGUAUAUAAUUCGUUACUAGAAUUUUCUACUGGGAAUACACUAAGUUAUAUACCUUAUUAUAAUAUCGAUCUGUUAUAUAAAAAUCGACCUAAAAAGGGAAUAAAAAUACGAAAGUUUUAGCGUAAAUCUGGCAUUUUAAAAUUGCAAUUGUAACAAAUGACCGAUGUUUUCGACGUUGAAGGUUUGCCUAUCGAUAGGUAGAUUCUUUUUUUAACAAAAGCCAGAAUGUUUACACCUUCUACUGUUACUUGACGGUGGAACUUUAGAUAAUCCUAGCGUGAAGAAUUUAGAAAUGCGAAAAUCAUACGAGCCGAACAAGUAUGGAGAACCGUUUGUAAAUAUCCUGAACUAUCGAGCAGUUUAUUGGUUUCCUUUGAAACGCCUGAUAGUUUUUAAGUUGUGUACCUUUCAAGCUAAUCGUGUUAAUAUUUAAUCAUGUUAACGAUUCUUUUAUAUACAUAUUCUGCACCGGAUCUAAUAUAUUAGUAUACCUUCCGAUAAGUCCAGUUCUGUGGACAUGGAAUUCCGUUCUAAUUUAAUGGUAUGUUUCGCAGUCCCUUUAAAUUAGUGUAUAUACUUUUGUAUGAAUAAUCGCUCGAUAACACCGAUAUUAUACAAACUACUUAGACGAAUAGGAACACUAACGGUAUAUUCGGAAUAUUUCCGAGGAUUGUGGCAUGUCAAAGGCCAAGAUGAAUUUAACUACCGAAUCGAAUACCCGCGUUAUCUCGCUAUCAUUAGAUUUCUAUUAAUUAUCCUCCGAUUAGUCUUAGAUAAUUAUUUAAUCACCGAUUCCUUCCGACAGUCCCGAUCUCGAGGGACUCUGCGUAGGCAGAAAUAUUCUUUAAUGCUAAUAGCGUAGAGUUUUGCGCACAACCUCGCUGCCUUAGUUCGUAUGACUUUGUACAAUCGAAAUUUUAUAGAUACGACUUAUCCAAUCGAGUGCCAGGGGUACGAAAUCGGAAAUCCUUCCACGAGAAUGACAUAGAUUUAUACUCGCACAGUUAACUUUAACAGCCGAUUUUACGUUGACGUAGCAAACAUACGCGCAAAGUUAUACUCAGACUGUUUGGACCUCUCUUUUGCCAGGCAAAAAAUCUAAGACCUCCAUUUAGCCCCCAUGGGUUUGAAACUUUUUUUUUAUUUCUUUUUUAAACGGAGUUUAAUUUAAUUUAAUUCGACACCGUGGAGGAUCUCAACAGUUUGAUCGUGACCAUGCCAUCUCAUAUGUUCCUUAGGGCCACAUAUAAUAAAACUGCCGCAUAAUCCUGAAAA
Molecule: messenger RNA, 4682 nt
Organism: Orussus abietinus
Lineage: Eukaryota; Metazoa; Arthropoda; Insecta; Hymenoptera; Orussidae
Product: SH3 domain-binding protein 5 homolog
Exons: 7
Coding region: 199-2256 (685 amino acids)
Biological process (GO): intracellular signal transduction; negative regulation of protein tyrosine kinase activity
Cellular component (GO): cytoplasm
Molecular function (GO): protein kinase inhibitor activity
Source: RefSeq, a predicted model, not a curated record